Molecule: messenger RNA, 1710 nt
Organism: Ipomoea nil (Japanese morning glory)
Lineage: Eukaryota; Viridiplantae; Streptophyta; Magnoliopsida; Solanales; Convolvulaceae
Product: adenylate isopentenyltransferase-like
Exons: 1
Coding region: 451-1476 (341 amino acids)
Biological process (GO): tRNA modification; cytokinin biosynthetic process
Cellular component (GO): mitochondrion
Molecular function (GO): tRNA dimethylallyltransferase activity; AMP dimethylallyltransferase activity
Source: RefSeq, a predicted model, not a curated record
CAAAAAAAAAAAAAACAAAAAAAAAAAACAAAAAAAAACUGUGCCAUUAAGAUUCACAAUAAUGUUUCUUCAUAGUCAGCCCAGAUUUUCCGUCCAUGCUCUGAAUCAAUAAUUCCGGCGAAGAUUAUACAGAGAACCACCCAGCCAGGAGGAUUUUUUAUAUAUGUGUGCCACCAAUCUAUAGAUACAGAUGAUGUAUGUAUAUAUGGGGUGAUAGAGACACAGCUCAGCUCGAGAAAAAACGGGUUUUGCGCAUAACUUACAAAACAACCAACCCGAACCAAACCAUUAUACUCUCUCCCACUCCUCAAUCCAUACACUCUCUCUCUCUCUCUCUCUCUGUUUUCUCUUUCUUUCUCUCUCUGUUUUUGUUCUUUUGUGUCAUGUACAGAUUAGCUGUAGUGAAUAGUGAUAUUGUCAUCAACCGCCGUGCGCCGCCGUGUCGUCCUUAUGAGAAUAGUUUCAUCGUUUCUAUCGCCGGCCAUUCCUGCUCCGACUAUUUCCCACGCGUUUCUCCGCUCUAAAUCCGUUUCUGGGAAGAAGGUGAGGGGCGAUUUGGGAUGGGCCCGCGCCGCCAUUGUUGGGGGGGAGGAGAAAGAGAAGGUGGUGGUGGUAAUGGGGGCGACGGGGUCCGGGAAAUCGAGGGCUUCGGUGGAUUUAGCCACCCGGUAUUUCACGGCGGCGGAGGUGAUCAACUCCGAUAAGAUACAGGUCUACAAGGGGCUGGAUAUCACGACGAACAAAAUCACAAUGCCUGAGCGGCGCGGGGUGGAGCACCACCUGAUAGGGGAGUUUGAGGCGUCGGAGUCGCGGCCGGAGUUCUCGGCGGCGGAUUUCCGCGCCGCCGGCGCGGAACGGAUAUCGGACAUCGUGGGGAGGGGGAAGGUGCCGUUUAUCGUGGGAGGGUCGAACUCCUAUAUCUACGCUCUGUUGGUGGAACGGUUCAACCCCGAGUUGGACGUGUUCGACGACGAGUGUAACUCGGUGGGUGACUCGUUCGGCCUGGAGCUUCGCUACCGCUGCUGCUUCCUCUGGGUGGACGUCUCCCCGCCGGUGCUAAACCGCUACCUUUACAAGCGAGUCGACGAAAUGAUGGAUUCCGGCAUGCUGGAGGAGCUUUCCCGGUGGUACUCCGAUCCGAGCAACCCACUGAGUCGGACCGGGCUGGCCAAGGCGAUCGGGGUCCCCGAGUUCGCCGCGUAUUUCCGCGCCCCCCGCGGGGGUGAACGACGGGAGCGGUUAUACGCGGAGGCGGUGCGGGAAAUCAAGGAGAACACGCGGCUGCUGGCGGAGAGGCAACUCCGGAAGAUCCAACGGCUGAGAGAAGUGGGCGGGUGGGAGAUGCACAGAAUAAACGCCACGGCGGCUUUCGCGGCGGCGAUGGGGUCGGAAUCCGAAUCGGAAACCGCCGAGAUUUGGGAGAAUCAGGUGGUGCAACCAAGCAUGAAGAUUGUGGAGAAGUUCUUGUUGGAGUAGGUUUUCCAGCUAUUUCCAGCUCUCACUCUCUCAAUACAAUAUUUUUAAUUUCACUUUUUUCUUUGAAAAAAAAAAUUUAUUUAUUUUCUGUUUUUUCUUUUCUUUCUGUUUUUCCCCAUAGAGAGGAAAAAAAAAAAAAAAUUGCGUAUUGAGAGAGUUUGGAUGAAUGGGCGACCAAUUUUGAUGGAGUUUUGGGCAUUUUUCAGUUCAAAAAAAAGUCUUACUAUAAAUACA